AGUGUAUUAAAAGUUUUUUGAAAUAUUAAUUUAUUAGUGAUAUAUUUAUUUGGAUUUAAUUUGUGUUACUUUAAUAUAUAAUAAAUUAUGACUCGUUAUGAUGAUAACCACAAUACCCGGCCAAAUAGGGCUGACAUUGAGAGUGGAAGUCAUGGAAAGCCUGUUAAAAGCGAUUCCGGAUUUCGACUCAAAUUCUGGAAGAAAAAGAAACCCAAAACGGAUGGCCAGACAAAUGUGGACCUAAAGGACGUCCGGAUCACUGAACACCUCAUUGAUGUGCACGAGGUUUGCGAGCGACUCCACACUCACCCCGAAAAUGGUAUUACGGAAAAGGAGGCGGCGUUUAGGUUGCAAAGGGACGGCCCCAACGCCUUUACCCCACCUAAACAAACAGCCUGGUGGAUUUUAUACUUACGGGAAAUGACCGGGGGCUUUGCGCUGUUACUAUGGUUCGCAUCCAUUGCCAGUUUUGUGGCCUUUGGCAUCGAGAACGAGCCCCAGGAUAUGUAUUUGGGUAUAGUGUUGGCGUUAACUGUGAUAUUAACCGGCUCAUUCUCGUAUUACCAAGCUGCCAGUAGUAGUAAAGUGUUCAAGUCGUUUAAAAACAUGACACCGCCG
Molecule: messenger RNA, 618 nt
Organism: Oppiella nova
Lineage: Eukaryota; Metazoa; Arthropoda; Arachnida; Sarcoptiformes; Oppiidae
Source: the annotation of a GenBank genome assembly